ACACAACCGAUGAUAAUACCAUAAUCGGAAUCCAGUCAGCUGUUAUGUCAAGUGAAUAUCCUUAACCAACAAAAUAAGUAAAAAUAAGUUAAUUAAUUGGCCUUAAUAGCGAUUUUCUUGAUAACAUUGUGAUCUUCCAGUGUAUUCACAUCAUCUCCCGGACGUACAGAGAAAAGAGGUCCUCUUUAAUCUAGUUGACUGAAUUCAAGAAUGAUACUGUAGCAGUAUUACUCUAUAUACUUCCAAGAUGUUCAAAGAAAACGAUAAUGCUUCUGGGGGUUGUAAUGGUGCACCACCACGUGCUCGGCGCUUUCCACGAUUUUCUUUAAGAAGAUUAUUAUAUUCGAGCCCUCUGAUUGGUCGGAGAAUAGUACGUGCGCCUAGUUCAGGCAACAGAAACAAUACUAAAGCUAAAGAUCCAGCGAGCAGUAGAGUAUUUAUUGAAGCCAGAGUAAGUAAUGGUUCAAGCCAUUAUCAAUUUUACAACAUAGACCUACAACGUGCUUCCAGCAAAGGCUCUGUACUUUCUUCUGCCGGAAAGAGCAACGAAAGCGGAUUAAUGGAAUGCCCCCUAUGCUUAGCCGAUUUACCGAUCGAAUUAUUUCCUGUUAUACAAUCUUGUCAUCAUCGUACCUGCUAUGAUUGCUUCCAACAAUACCUUAAAAUCGAGAUUUCAGAGUCCAGAGUCAAUAUAGCCUGUCCUGUAUGUUCAGAACCACUUCAUCCAAAUGAUAUUCGAAUGAUCCUAAACGAUUCAGCUCAAUUAGAAAAAUACGAGGACUUUAUGGUACGAAGAGUCCUCGCGGUCGAACCUGACGCAAGAUGGUGUCCUGCACCAGAUUGCAGUUUUGCAGUAAUUGCCAGCGGUUGUGCUUCAUGUCCGAAAUUACGAUGUGAACGACCUGGCUGCGAUUCAUACUUUUGUUAUCACUGUAAAGCUCGAUGGCAUCCUAAUCAAACGUGUGAUGCAGCUAGAGCACAACGUUCGCAAUAUUACGAACGUAGCUCUUCGCUUAGUUUCAGUCAAAGUGAUUCACAACACAGAGACGAUAUUAAACCGUGUCCACGAUGUCAAGCUCUUAUCGUUAAAAUGGACGAUGGAAGUUGUAAUCAUAUGACAUGUGCCGUUUGUGGAGCUGAAUUUUGUUGGCUUUGUAUGAAAGAAAUCAGCGAUCUCCAUUAUCUAAGUCCUUCUGGCUGUACUUUUUGGGGCAAAAAGCCAUGGUCCAGAAAGAAGAAAAUUCUUUGGCAGUUGGGAACUCUUGUUGGUGCUCCUGUUGGAAUUGCUCUCGUUGCUGGUAUAGCGGUACCUGCAAUGAUAAUCGGCAUUCCGGUAUGGGUAGGAAGAAAAUUAUACACAAGGUAUAAGAAAGCCAACAAGCACAAGAGAAAUGCUUUUAUUGCAGGUGGUGUUACCGCAUCGGUUUUAGUAUCGCCUGUAUUGGCAGGCUUAGCAGUUGGAAUUGGUGUACCCAUUCUUUUGUUCUACGUCUAUGGCGUGGUUCCGGUUUCUUUAUGUCGCAGUGGUGGUUGUGGAGUGUCCACUAAUGGUACCGGCGUCCGAUUCGAUUUCGAUGAUGAAAACGAGCUGAUGGGUGCUUUGGGUGUUCGCAAUGCUGGUAAUGCAGCUUCGAUAGAUGUUGCCAGUCAUCGUGGUGGUAAUCCUUCUAUAGGAGAAGCAUCGUUAUCAUUGGGUAGCGGCAGCCAAUUGGAAAAAUUGGGCCGAGAAAAUGAUCGUGAGAGCGCGAGUAAUGUUGCUCUCGCUGGUACCAGUCUAGCAGGAAGUAUAGCUUCUAGUGUUCUUCCCGGUGGUCAGAGAUUGGAAGUCCAGGCUGAUGUAACUUCAACACAAAGAUGUAGUUUAUGCAGCGAAACAGCUUCGGCUGCUACGAGCCUAUCCGAAAAAUCUGUAAAUGCUUCGAUAGCAUUAGACGAUGGGGCAGCAUCUACGAGAGCUUUGUCAGGUUCUGUUCUUAACUUCAAGAUGGACAGUAACUCGAUUAGCGGUGGUAGAAGUACGGAGGGAGAUCAUACUGCAAAUUCUACUACCGGAGGUCAUAUGGACUCAGCUGGGCAAGCAACUUCUUUGAGUUCUUUAGAGGAGGUAGUACCGGGUUUAGCUAAACGUACACGUCGCAAACCACCAUUGGAUCGGCAGCAUAGCGAUUCGAGCAAUUGGACCGUAUGUGGAGAAGAUGGUGGAUCCGAACGUGUACGGUUCGACGAUCACGUUAGUUUUAUUGAAGCAGAUAGAGACCAAACCAGUACUGGAACACAGUGCAAUGCCAAUAAUAGGACUGGUGGUAGACGGAAACGAAAUAAAGAGGUAGAACAGGAUUUAGAAACUCAAAAGCUUUCAAAGAAUUCAAAUAAAGAAUUGAAUACUGAUACUUCGAUCGAGGAUCAUCCAUCCGUAGAACGCAUUAACGUUGCUACAUUGAGAAAUGUUUUCUUUCAUAGUUCGACGGUAUCUACGGAUCGUGAAAAAAGAUUAUCAGUGAUUGAAGAGCCGAUAUCCGCUGUGUUACAAAAUUCUGGAAGUAGUCAUGCAUUUGCUUCUUGCGACGAGGAACGUAUUAGGAACGAAAGCUCACACUGCUAAAGAGAAUAAAAAUAAAGAAAUAAAAAAUUAAAAAAAAAAGAAUAAAUAAAUAAGGAAAAAAAAAGAAAUAAUAAAAGAGAAAAAAAAAUGAGAAAAAAUGAAGACUGAGUACGAAUGUAGCAAUAUACAUACGUCUCUCGAAGUAUCUGGAUAUAUAGGAUGCGUAUUUACAUAUGCAUUACGUAUGCACGUAUUUGGUGCAUAAUGUAUGAUAUACGCAAAUUUAAUCACGUAAAUUGUACAGUCAUGUACACGAAACGUAUCACUAUAAUACUAUACGCGUAAUGCAGGAAGCAGGAGAUGAAAGAAAGGAGGAAAAAAAAGAAGAAAAAAAAAACCAAAAAUCGAUUUUUUGCAAUAAACAGUACACCCCGUGUGCAGUCGUACACUGUACCUGCACGUGUUAUGUAUUUAUAUACGUGUGUGUAUAUACUUAUAAUUGCAACCCGGAGUUUAGAAACUAUGAAAGUCAUAAUCUCAUGUGGUAUUUUUUAUUGUAUGCCUAUAUAUUCCGGAUCGAGUAUAAGUUUUAUAUCUGACAAAAAAAAUUACGUAUUUCGUAUUCGACGAAAAUGAUUAAGGAUUAUUCUCCAAUUUUGGUAGCUUUUUAUUCUCAAUUCACGAAGAAUCGUUUCUCUUUCUCAUUAAGAAAAUAAGCAAGAUUAUGUAUGUAUAUAUGAUCUUCUAAAAGAGUUUCAUAUUAAAGUAGGAUAAACUUUUGCAUUUUGAGCUAAACUUUCCUUUUUCUUUCUUUUUUUUUUCUUCUCUUUUUUUAUAUACUAGAAGAUCUUUUCGAUAACGAUCUGUUUAUUUUCUUCUCUCUUUUUUUCUUUUUUUCUUUUCUUUCUUGACUAUGAUAUCAUUUGGAUUUUAGUUUGAUCAUUCCCACUUUACAGAACCUUUUGUGAUCUGGUAAUGAUGAAAAUAGCUCCAUCAUUUUUAAGCAUAAGGAGGUAUUGUAGAUAUGCCUUUAUAUAUAUAUAUAUAUAUAUAUAUAUAUAUAUAUAUAUAUCAUGUUACGUGCUAUUCUCUAAAGGUAUAUUUAUAUAUACAUAGAAUUAUAAAUUCUCUUAUUACUAUUUUGCAUUUUCUUUUAUCAUAGCUUUAUCUCUUUCUUAUAUUAUACCAUCAGUGCGCAGUAUAAUCUCGUUUUGCUUUAAAUAGGAUCAAUAUUUACGUGGAUAAAUAUUUCUUGCCUAUAAAUUUAUACUUUAUUGAUAUAUAACAACAGAAAGUGAUUUUAGAUAAAAGAAAGGAGAUAUCGUGUAUAAGGGUAGUGUCUAUUAAUACUGGAAUGAUAAGUAUUAUAUUAUAAAAAUGAAAAAUAUGCUUUGUAUAAUAUCAUUUGAUAAUUAUUCUCCGUAUAAAAACAUACAUUUCCGAAUGUAUUUACAAUAUUUAAUAUUGGAUUUACUAAUAUUAUUUCUAUACCAUUUACAGAUUUGGAAGUGCUGUGCCAUAACUUCAAAGUUUUGUCUCGUUCGCACGUAUUUACUUUUUUCUUUUAUAUGAAACUUGAUUUUUCACAAAUGUUUAAAAAAAAAAAAAAAAAAAAGAAGAAAGAAAAAACAUUUAGAACAUUGAAACGAAUGAAACUAUCAGUUUUUUUCGUUAAAGAAAAUUUGAGUUACUAUGCAGUAUGACUGAAAUAUCGAUUAAGUACCACUAAAAUAUAACAUUUAAUUGUACUAAUAAUACACUUUUCACAAUGGCCAUUUAAAAGAUUAAGAAUUUGCAUACCCUAAUAUCUGUAUUUCGUCAUUAACAUAUAGCAGGGCACUUGUCUUUUAGUGUCAUAUAUAAAAUUAUCAUUCAUAGCAUGUAUAAUUCGAUAUUUGACAUUCAUAUUUGUUAAAAAUAUUGAAAGAUAUAAUGUAUGGACAAAAGUUACAAGACCUGGAAGUUUUACAUAGUGCAAGCUCUAAUAUAAGAUAAUAGAUAGCAAAAUAUGUGUAAAAUUAGAGGUAUACUGUGCAAUGUAAUUAAAGGAUAAUUUUAAAAUACAA
Molecule: messenger RNA, 4608 nt
Organism: Vespula vulgaris
Lineage: Eukaryota; Metazoa; Arthropoda; Insecta; Hymenoptera; Vespidae
Product: E3 ubiquitin-protein ligase RNF19A-like
Exons: 13
Coding region: 248-2602 (784 amino acids)
Biological process (GO): ubiquitin-dependent protein catabolic process; protein polyubiquitination; positive regulation of proteasomal ubiquitin-dependent protein catabolic process
Cellular component (GO): cytoplasm; ubiquitin ligase complex
Molecular function (GO): zinc ion binding; ubiquitin conjugating enzyme binding; ubiquitin protein ligase activity
Source: RefSeq, a predicted model, not a curated record